This is a messenger RNA of Sceloporus undulatus (fence lizard), 3595 nucleotides long. RefSeq names its product heterogeneous nuclear ribonucleoprotein U-like protein 1. Bases 105 to 2762 code for a protein of 885 amino acids. The record is from RefSeq and is a predicted model, not a curated record. Gene Ontology annotation, molecular function: protein binding. NCBI's taxonomy places the organism in Eukaryota, Metazoa, Chordata, Lepidosauria, Squamata, Phrynosomatidae. The transcript has 15 exons.
AGGAGGAGGAGGAGGAGAAGGAGGGCGAUGGCGGCCAUUUUGAGCCGGGACCGGAGCGGGAGCCUCGAUGGCCGCCGCGCAUCAAACGGACUGAGCGGCGGGCCAUGGAUGUGAGGCGGCUGCGGGUCAACGAGCUGAAAGACGAGCUCGGCCGCCGGGGCCUCGACACCCGGGGACUGAAGGCCGAACUGGCCGAACGGCUGCAAGGGGCACUCGAAGCGGAGCAGGGACGCGGAGGAGGAGGAGGAGCGGGAGCGCCGCCGCCUCCGUCGGGCAGGGAGCCCUUCUCCGACGGACAGUAUGGCAUCCAGGACAACAGUCACCAGGACAUGCAAGGAUACCAGUCUUUUGAACAUUGCAACAUCAAACAGGAGGAAUCUGUGUAUGAAAGGGCACCUAUAGACCAAGAUCAUUCUGGCUUGCAUUCAGAAAUGAAGACAGAAUUUAAACAAGAGGAAUCCAUGCCUGGCUACAACAUGCCGUCCUCAGGUUACAAUGCUCCUCCCCCUGGCUAUACUGGGCCCUCUCCUAACUACAACACUCCUAACUACAAUAGUUCCACGUCCGGCUACAAUGCUCCUGCUUCAAGUUAUAAUGCACCACCUUCCAGUUAUGGCACCUCAGAUUCAUCUCAGUCCUGGCAGCAGCAGCAGCAGCAGCAACAAGGCCGGAAGAGGCCAUUUGAGGAGUCACGGGGACGAGGCUAUUAUGAACAUAGAGAAGAUAAGAGGGGCCGAUCUCCUCAGCCACCUGCUGAAGAUGACGAAGAUGAUUUCGAUGACACUCUGGUGGCCAUUGAUACGUAUAAUUGUGACCUACAUUUCAAAGUUGCCCGUGACCGAUACAGUGGCUACCCUCUGACCAUAGAAGGGUUUGCUUAUCUCUGGUCAGGUGCACGAGCCACAUAUGGGGUACGCCGUGGGAGGAUCUGCUACGAAAUGAAGAUCAAUGAAGAGAUCUCUGUCAAGCAUCUUCCUCCCACGGAACCUGAUCCUCAUGUCGUGCGUAUUGGCUGGUCACUGGACACAUGCAGCACUCAGUUAGGUGAAGAGGCUUUUUCCUACGGCUAUGGAGGCACUGGGAAGAAAUCUACCAACUGCAAGUUUGAAAAUUAUGGUGAAACCUUUACUGAGAAUGACAUAAUCACAUGCCUUUUGGACUUUGAGUGUGGCGAUGAGAUUGAGAUGUCCUUCAUGAAGAAUGGGAAAUGGCUGGGGGUAGCAUACCGGCUGCGGAAGGACGUCUUGGGGGGCAAGGCACUCUUUCCUCACGUCCUGGUGAAGAACUGUGCCAUUGAGUUCAACUUUGGCCAGAGGGAGGAUGCUUUCUUUCCAGUCCCACCGGGGUUCACCUUCAUCCAGCAUCUUCCACUUUCCGAGCGUGUUCGGGGGACAAUCGGACCAAAGAGCAAAACAGAAUGUGAAAUCUUGAUGAUGGUGGGAUUACCUGCUGCUGGGAAGACCACAUGGGCCAUUAAGCAUGCUGCAGCCAAUCCACUCAAGAAAUACAAUAUUCUGGGAACAAAUGCCAUCAUGGACAAAAUGAGGGUAAUGGGGCUUCGCCGCCAACGCAACUACGCUGGCCGCUGGGACGUUCUCAUCCAGCAAGCGACGCAGUGCCUGAACCGCCUGAUUCAGAUUGCAGCACGGAAGAAACGUAACUACAUUCUGGAUCAGACAAAUGUUUAUGGAUCUGCCCAGAGACGAAAAAUGCGUCCUUUUGAAGGUUUCCAACGCAAGGCUAUUGUAAUUUGUCCCACGGACGAGGACUUAAAAGAUCGAACAGUAAAGCGCACUGAUGAGGAGGGGAAGGAUGUGCCCGAUCACGCAGUGUUAGAAAUGAAAGCCAACUUUACACUGCCAGAAGCAGGCGACUUCCUCAACUCGGUCGUCUACAUUGAGUUGCAACGGGAUGAAGCAGAGAAGCUGGUGAGACAAUACAAUGAUGAAGGCAAGAAGGCUGGCCCACCCCCAGAAAAGCGCUUUGACAAUCGGGGUGGCGGCGGAGGUGGCGGCUUCCGUGGACGAGGUGGUGGUGGAGGUGGCGGCGGUGGCAGCUUUCAACGCUUUGAUAACAGAGGCCCACCAGUUGGCAACCGUGGCGGCUUUCAGAAUCGAGGAGGUGGUGGAGGAGGCCCCAGCACUGGAGGAUACAGAGGAGGUGGAGGAGGAGGAGGACCAGGCGGUGGUGGCGGCGGUGGAGGACCUGGCGGUGGAGGAGGAGCCUUCAACCGCGGUGGCUACAACCAGAAUCGCUGGGGAGGUGGAAACCGAGACAACAACAACAACAACCGGGGCAAUUAUAACCGGAACAACCAACAGCAGAGCAGCUACAGUCCAGCACGCAACCAGAACACCUAUAAAAGCAACAGCAGCAACAUGGCUCCCGCCCCUCCUGCACCUCCCACAAAUGCUCCUCCCAGUACUUACAAUCCAGGGCCACAGCAAAGCUACAGCCAGCCCUACAACCCUAAUCCUCCACCCAGCUACAACCAAGGUGGUUAUGCAUCUCCUAGCUACAACUAUGGGAGUGGAUAUAGCCAAAGCUACAGCCAGCCCCCUCCACCACCACCACCGGCCCCUGCCCCGGUCCCAGCCACACCACCGCCGACCUACAAUCAGCCCAGUUACAACCAGUACCAACAGUACACCCAGCAGUGGAACCAAUACUACCAAAACCAGAGUCAGUGGCCCCCCUACUAUGGCAGCUAUGACUAUGGGAGCUACACAGGCACCUCACAAGGAGGCUCUAGCGCUCAGUGAUGGCUCCGUGUCAUUCUUGGAAAGAGCAACUUGUUCUGCCACCACUGGCAAGUUUUUAACUUGACAGGUGGGCAUUUUGAGUCUCGGGAAAUCCAGGAGGGAAGUAGUCUCUCUGCCCUUCUUUCCUCUCUGUAGUUCUUGAGGGUGGCUGCAUUUUUACCUGUACAGAUAGAGGCAUGUUUCUUUCCCUUUGUAUCAUACCUCAUGAGGAAGUUACAUGAUUUCUUGUCUCUCCUUGUCAAAGAGGUUUGUUUUCCCUCCUUUUUAAAUUUCUCUGAUUCUGACAGGAUCUGCAAUGUUUAACCUCACAUCUUUGUACUUUUUAGCCUAAGAUUUCAUCCUAGUAUCAGACUUCCUGCAGUAGUUGGGGGAGGCAGCCUUGGAGCCCCUCUUAGGAUUUUAACACCACCCUCUUGCACAGUUCCGCUAGUGAUCAUAAACUCCAGACAUUUUGGAAACUCUUCCUGCGGUUUGUUGUCACCUGUCUUUGAGUUGUUUUUAUCUGUCUUUUCUGCAAAUAACUAUUAAAAGCGGGAGGGAGAAAGAGAUGGCUAUCUUAUGGUAAUUAUGGUGGGUUUUAUUUUUUAAAAGAUUUUUCUGUAACUUUUUAUCGUGGGUCAGCAACUGUUAAUAUUUUCAUCGAGGUAACCAUUCCUUUUUGCUCAAUACAGGAGAAGAGAAAAUGAAUGAGGGGGAAAAAUAAUCUUAACUGUGUAACUUUUUAUACAAUGUCUAAGUUUCUGUAACUUUGCACAUGCUUUGUGUUGAGUUGAAUUGUAACAGCUUUUUGUAUUUGGAGGGGGAAAAAAGAGUGAAUAUUGAACUUUAAACCA